Molecule: messenger RNA, 556 nt
Organism: Equus quagga
Lineage: Eukaryota; Metazoa; Chordata; Mammalia; Perissodactyla; Equidae
Gene: LIM2
Product: lens intrinsic membrane protein 2
Exons: 4
Coding region: 1-522 (173 amino acids)
Cellular component (GO): plasma membrane
Molecular function (GO): structural constituent of eye lens
Source: RefSeq, a predicted model, not a curated record
AUGUACAGCUUCAUGGGUGGCGGCCUCUUCUGUGCCUGGGUGGGGACCAUCCUCCUGGUGGUGGCCACAGCGACAGACCACUGGAUGCAGUACCGGCUGUCGGGGUCCUUCGCCCACCAGGGCCUGUGGCGGUAUUGCCUGGGCAGCAAGUGCUACCUGCAGACGGACAGCAUCGCAUACUGGAAUGCCACCCGGGCCUUCAUGAUCCUGUCUUCCCUGUGUGCCACCUCCGGCAUCAUCAUGGGCAUCCUGGCCUUGGCUCAGCAGCCCUCCUUUGCCCGCCUCUCCCGGCCCUUCUCCGCGGGCAUCAUGUUUUUUGCCUCCACCUUUUUCGUGCUGUUGGCCUUGGCCAUCUACACUGGAGUCACCGUCAGCUUCCUCGGUCGCCGCUUCGGGGACUGGCGCUUUUCCUGGUCUUAUAUCGUGGGCUGGGUGGCCCUCCUCAUGACUUUCUUUGCAGGUAUUUUCUACAUGUGUGCCUACCGGAUGCAUGAAUGCCGGCGCCUGUCCACUCCCCGCUGAGCCCACAUCCAUAUGCAUCCCGGACCCACCUGCA